AUGGCAUCUCAAAAAGCAUGGGCUGUGGUUGCCGGUGUUGGCCCUGGCACAGGUGCCUCUGUCGCUCGUCGCUUCGCACAGCACUAUUCCGUCGCCCUCCUCGCUCGAAACCGGGCAAACUUUGAGCCUGUCGUGGACGAGAUCAAUGCCGCCGGCGGCAAGGCCAUUGGUAUCAGCACCGAUACCUCCGACAGCAAAAGUGUCAAGGCUGCCUUUGAGCAGUUGCAGAAAGAGAUAGGAGGUGCAUCGAUCGCAGCCGCAAUCUACAAUGUUGGAGGCAGAUUUGUGAGGAAGCCGUUCCUGGAGCUGACGGACGAAGAGUUUGAGAGUGGAUGGGAAGCCAACGGGCGAGGAGCGUUCCACUUCUCUCAGGCCAUCCUCCCUCUCCUUCUCAAAAACACAAACGCAGAGUACCCACCUACCCUCAUUUUCACAUCUGCCACAGCAGCCAUGAAAGGCUCCGCUCUGUGUGCGUCCUUUGCCACUGGCAAAUUUGCAAUGAGGGCACUGGCACAGUCUCUGGCAAGAGAGUUUGGGCCCAAGGGCGUGCAUGUAGUUCACGCAAUCAUUGAUGGGGUGAUUGAUAUCGAGCGGACGAAGGAGUGGAAGUUCGACCACCCCGAAGCUAAGAUCAAGCCAGAGGCCAUUGCCGACUCAUAUUGGUAUCUGCAUACCCAACCCAGGACUUGCUUCACCAAUGAAAUCGACAUAAGGCCUGCCGUUGAGAAAUGGUGA
Molecule: messenger RNA, 735 nt
Organism: Fonsecaea nubica
Lineage: Eukaryota; Fungi; Ascomycota; Eurotiomycetes; Chaetothyriales; Herpotrichiellaceae
Exons: 3
Coding region: 1-735 (244 amino acids)
Source: RefSeq, a predicted model, not a curated record